UGUGGUACAUAUAUAGAUUGGUAAUAAACAAAUGAAAUAUAUACAAUUAAAAUUUCAAGGUUGUUUUACAUUAUGGGGAUAUUUUUUUUUUUUUUUUUUUGAGAAAAACAUUAUGGGAAUAUAGAUCAGUAAUAAUGUUAAAAAAAAAAAGUCAUUUUUUUUAACAAGUUGGAUGUGACUCCUUAUUACAACUUAUACAAAUAAUUUACUUAGGAUUUACCAAGGGGAUGAUCGAUGAUGGGGUUGAAUUUUGACUAUUUCGAAUCUAAGGACAACGCAUAAGCUGUACUCGUAUUAGAUUAUAACACUAAUGAUAUAAAAUUAGGGUACAACUUCCGUGAUUACAGAGGUAAUCAGAUGGAAAUUUCAACGCAAUUUACCCAAAAAUAAAAAGUCUAUCUUUUUCCAUGAGGGUAAAUUCGUACUUUAAAGAACAAAACCUCUCUUAAAUUUAACGGUCAAACUCACAAACCCAGUUAGUUUGAAUUUGUUUGUUUCAAAAAAAAUUCCAUGGCAAUUCCUUCACAUGGGCGCGCCAGUUUUUCUACUCAGGCCAAUGCUCUUCUCCGAAAAAACUUGGUUUUUCAGAGACGAAACAAACGUUCGAAUUGUUGUCUCAUAAUUUUUCCAGUUUUACUUUGUGUUCUUCUUGCUGUCUUGCAACGAGCAAUAGACAAUGAAUUGAACAAAGAUAAGUACAAAUGUGGAUGUGCUCAAGUUAAUGGUAAAACUGAAUGUGGGAUUCAAUAUUCAACAUUAGAUCAAGCUUCUAGUUGUCCGAUUCCUAAUCCCCAAAAAUGGCCUGCAUUGCUUCAACUUCCUGAUCCCCUGAGUCGCGCUGUUAGAACUGAUGGUUUUACAUUUCCAAACUUGCCUAGCGAGUCAUGUAGACGGACAGGUAAUUGUCCUGUCACUGUACUUGUGACCGGGACUAAUAGAACAUUGGGGCAAGGCAUGGCCAGCAACCUGUUUCCGACUUCCCCUUUGAAUUCCUCCAACCCUUUACUUAGUUUGGCAAACAAUGUCUUGGGAACAAUUUCGAUGCCAGCAACAGAGAAUUUUCUUGAUCCUGCUUACUCCUCAGGCCUUCCUCUUCACUUUGUGAGACCAUUCUGCCAGUCCAACUCGUCGUUGUCUUUACCUGAAGAGGUUAUAUCAUCAUCUAUGCAGCUAGAUGUAGAAUGUGCUCAAGGUCUUCAUCUAUGGCGCAAUAGUUCAUCUGAUAUUAAUGAUGAGUUGUACAAGGGUUACCGUAAAGGUAACCCAGAAAGGAAGAUAAAUGAAUAUGUGUCUGCAUAUGAUUUUCUCAACUCAAACAUGAACAACUACAAUGUGAGCAUAUGGUACAAUUCAACGUACAAAAAUGACAGUGGAUUUUCUACAAUUGGAUUGCUACGUGUACCACGUUCAGUCAAUCAGGUAUCUAAUGCCUAUCUUCAAAGUCUAUUCGGACCUGGUACCAAAAUGCUUCUUGAGUAUGUCAAGGAAAUGCCAAAGCCUGGAAGUCAGCUUAGAGUUGAUCUUUCGUCUCUCCUCAGUGCGCAAUUUUUCACAUAUGUCAUUAUAGCACUAUUUCCUGUUGUGCUAACUGCUCUGGUUUAUGAAAAACAACAACGACUGCGUAUUAUGAUGAAAAUGCAUGGGCUUGGUGAUGGUCCAUAUUGGACAAUUUCCUAUGCUUACUUUCUAGCUUUAUCUGUGAUCUACAUGAUAUGUUUUGUGGUACUCGGAUCACUUAUUGGACUAAAAAUCUUCACAUUAAAUGAUUACAGCAUCCAAUUUGUAUUCUAUUUCAUCUAUAUGAAUUUGCAGAUUUCAAUGGCUUUUCUUGUAGCCCCCUUGUUCUCGAAUGUUUUGUCUGCAAGAGCUGUAGGUUAUUUACUGACGUUUGGUACCGGGCUGUUGGGAGGAUUCCUAUUUCAAAAUUUCAUUGAAGAUACCUCUUUUCCAAGAGGAUGGAUUAUUGUUAUGGAGCUAUAUCCUGGAUUCUCUUUGUAUCGAGGUUUAUAUGAGCUCGGGCAAUAUUCUUAUCUUGGGAAUCAAAUGAGCACCCAUGGUAUGCGAUGGGAAAACUUGGGUGACAGCAGGAAUGGGAUGAAAGAGAUUAUGAUCAUCAUGUUCAUUGAGUGGUUGAUCAUGCUUCCUAUUGCAUAUUACAUUGAUCAAGUUAUAUCAUCUGGAAGUGGUGGGAAGAGAAAUCCUCUAUUAUUCUUCCGCAGCUUGAUAAGAAAGUCAAAUUCUAUUUCACGAAAGCGUAGUUUACACAAACAAGGAUCAAAAGUCUUUGUGGAGAUGGAGAAAGCUGAUGUUGUGCAAGAGAGGGAGAGGGUGGAUCAGCUGUUAUCAGAAUCAAGUUCAAGCACUUCUAUAAUUUGCAGCAGCCUGAGAAAGAUCUAUCCUGGUAGGGAUGGGAACCCCCCAAAGCUUGCAGUUAAAGGAUUAUCUCUCGCUGUGCCUCGUGGUGAGUGCUUUGGGAUGCUUGGCCCAAAUGGGGCUGGGAAAACCUCUUUCAUCAGCAUGAUGAUUGGACUCACAGAGCCAACAUCUGGAGCAGCAUUUGUUGAGGGUUCAGACAUCCGUUCUCAAAUGAAUGAUAUAUACACCAGCAUGGGUGUUUGCCCACAACAUGACCUGCUAUGGGAGACCCUAACAGGAAGAGAGCAUCUAAUCUUUUAUGGCAGACUUAAGAACCUUAAAGGUUCUGCCUUAACACAGGCAGUUGAUGAAUCUUUAAAAAGCGUCAAUUUAUAUUAUGGUGGCGUUGCUGACAAAUUUACUGGAAAGUAUAGUGGAGGAAUGAAAAGGAGACUUAGUGUUGCUAUCUCCUUGAUUGGUGACCCUAAGGUUGUUUACAUGGAUGAACCAAGUACUGGAUUAGAUCCUGCUUCAAGAAAUAAUCUUUGGAAUGUCGUGAAGCAAGCUAAACAAGACAGAGCGAUUAUUCUCACAACCCAUUCUAUGGAAGAGGCAGAAGUUCUGUGUGACCGGAUAGGCAUUUUUGUUGAUGGCAGCUUGCAAUGUAUAGGAGGCCCAAAGCAGCUUAAAGGAAGAUAUGGAGGGUCCUUUGUAUUCACAAUGACAACUUCUGCAGAGCAUGAUACAGAAGUGGAAACAAUGGUGAUGAGCCUCUCGCCAAAUGCUCAAAAGAUAUACCACAUAUCAGGAACUCAAAAGUUUGAGAUCCCAAAACAUGAAAUCCGGAUUUCUGAUGUUUUCAAGGCAGUCGAGAACUUUAAGAAGAGAUUCACAGUCCAAGCAUGGGGACUUGCUGACACCACUUUGGAGGAUGUAUUCAUCAAGGUUGCUCGUGAGGCUCAAUCUUCCGAUGUUCUCUUAUAAUCAUAUACUAUCUCCGUUUCAUAUUAUUUGCAACGAUUAAACAUUUUUCCUCUCUACUUUAUGUCAAAUUGUUACAAAUAAUAUGAAAUGGAGGUAGUAGAUGUGUACUUAUGAGGUUUUGUUUAAGUUCCAUAUCUAGUUUAGGUAGAUUAUAUAUGAACUAUCAAAGCAUAGUCGUGCCACGUGUUGCUGCGUGCCUGUGUUUAUGUCUUGUGUAAUAUAGUUGUGUAGUAACUUUGUUACUAAAAUGAGUUAUACAAUCAUUUAUAAGAGCUUGUACAGUAAUAAUAAUACUUCGUAACAAUUUUUUACCA
Chenopodium quinoa (quinoa) is the source of this 3653-nucleotide messenger RNA. RefSeq names its product ABC transporter A family member 7-like. The transcript is spliced from 18 exons. The coding region runs from base 511 to 3339 and encodes 942 amino acids. Gene Ontology annotation, molecular function: ABC-type transporter activity; lipid carrier activity; ATP binding. The record is from RefSeq and is a predicted model, not a curated record. Gene Ontology annotation, cellular component: membrane; intracellular membrane-bounded organelle. Gene Ontology annotation, biological process: lipid transport; transmembrane transport. NCBI's taxonomy places the organism in Eukaryota, Viridiplantae, Streptophyta, Magnoliopsida, Caryophyllales, Amaranthaceae.